This is a messenger RNA of Dicrocoelium dendriticum, 819 nucleotides long. Lineage: Eukaryota; Metazoa; Platyhelminthes; Trematoda; Plagiorchiida; Dicrocoeliidae. The record is from the annotation of a GenBank genome assembly.
AUGUCCCCGAACUGGCCUCUGCAUCAGGACGUGCCGGUGAUCUCUCCGACGCGACAUCAUCCGGUCACAGACUUUCCUGAUACCAACGAGGUCACUGUGAGGCAAGAUAGACUCUAUAACUUUAUUUCUGUUUGUAGGUUAUUUGCAAUGCGUGGCCUCGCACUCUGGAUUGCCUUUUUUGCCUGCUGUGCCAUGGGGACCUGGGCAGCAUCCACCGCGGCCGCUGGGUCCACACCCGCUGCCGCAUCCACCGUGGCUGGCACCGCUGGUACGACCGCAGCAUCCACCGGUGGGUCUACCAUGGAAGCGGCCGCGACUACGGCUGCGCAGACGACGGCGCCUAUGUCUACUGCGGGUGCGCAAGGUUCUACACCGAUGACCACUGAGGGUGCAGCUGCGGGGACUACUGCAGCGAGCGGGGCUACCACUGUAGCAGGAACUGGCGCAACCACUGCGGCUGCUGCGACUACGGCAGCUGGUGAGACAACAGCAGCCGGUGCUACCACUGCGGCCGGUGGCACUACUGCAGCUGGCGAGACUACCGCAGCUGGCCAAACGACAGUCGCAUGAAUUGGCGAUGAAAUGGCAACAAUGAAGACAUAGGACUCUAAUAGGCCUGGACAAUUACAAACAACUCCCUUUGACUUCUGCUCUUCAUUUUUCCGGAUGAACCAUCUGUAACAUUUUUCUUUAAACCCUUAUAUAACAGUUGAUAAAACUGUUUUACACUAUUGUCCUGCUAGGAUUGUCCUUCUUAAGGCUCUUUUGGUAUUUUAGUGACUCUUGAACUACAUGACUGACGACGUGUGACUUCUCUCA